AUGAACUCAUAUCCAAUUAGCAAUGAGUCCAUAUUUUCAUUCAACGGAAAUGUUAAUCUUACCAAUGAAACAACUUUUGACAACCAAAACGUUCUAAACCUAGACAACAAUGAAUCAAUUCUACCAAAUGAUUUCUAUUUACAAAACUCUGGUGAAAGUUCUUUCAUUGAUCAUAAUGAUGAAUCAUAUUUACAUACAGAUCAAUGUGAUAAUCUAUUGAAAGAUCCGGAAUGGAAUGAAAAGGACACAAUGGCUUUGAUAGAGUUGGUUGGUGCACUUGGAUUCAAUUGGAUCGAAGUUGGAAAGCGUCUUAAUAAGAAAGCCGAAGACUGUCAUAGACGAUACGAUUUGGUUAUCAAAGUGUUUGAAAGCAAGCCUAGAGAUCCAUCGAUUCAAUCGAGUAGCUCCUCUCCCAUUCAGUCUCCGUCACUCAACAGCUCUCUUCCUUCACCACCCGAGGAUUUCCAGAGCGAUGACAAGACAUUCGAUGGUAGCCGCAGGAGAAAGUCGACAACCAUGAUGGACUCAAACAUAAAGAAACGUCAUAGAAGAACUGCCUCUGAGAUCGAUCGUUCCUUCAAGUGCUAUAUCCCCACCUGCAGCAAAUCCUAUGGAACAGAAGGUGCACUGAAGAUGCAUAUCAAGUUGAAGCACCCCGGUGCCAAGAUUCCAAACUCAUAUUUAACAUCGCCAACACUCUGUGGAUCCCAGUUCUACUCACCUCGUAUGUUGACGCCAUAUUUGUCGCCACACAUGUUGGGAAUGGCCGGGGAUAUUCCAAAAGAGCUCGUAUAUAACAAUUCACAACCAAAUGGCUCAUUUAUUCCUUUGGGAGCACCUAGCAACUCUUAUCCUCAAAUUCCAAUAUAUACUAAAUCACCACGCACCAUCCUACCAAAUAAUAUUUCAACGUCUGCACCAUCCAUUCCAACACCAAUCUCCAACUCUGCAAACAACAUUCCACUAAUGCAUCAGCAACCAUCACCAGCGGCACAAGCUCAAUUACUCCAACAACAUAUCGAUCAAUCUAAUUUGCAGCAACAACUUCAGCAGCAGCAACAACAACAACAGCAACAACAACAACAAGAUAUCAAUCAAUCUCAAGUUGUUGAUACACAAUCAUCAAUGGCUAAUCCGACAGUAGCACUCCAAAACAAUCCAUCCAGUAGCGCAUCAUCACCAUCGUCACCACAAGUCUUUAAAUUUUCAGAUCUACCUGCUAUCUCCUUGAAGAUUGGAACCUGGGAAAAGGUAUCUAGUUUCUGUGGUGAUUUAGUUGCAAGAUUCUCCUACACCGAGCGCAAAUUUAUGUGGGAGGUAUUCAACAUUGGACUAUCAUUGAGAAAGAUGGAAAUAUUUUUUGAUGACAUCUCUUUGAUGGAGUUGGUUCAAUUGCCGGACGGUCGAAUCGAAAUUGGUUUCACCAUAAAGAGAUCUCCACUCUUUUUUGAGGCAAAACUUGAACAAAACACCACAAUGACAUAUAAGCCAUGCUCUGACUUUACCGGUGGUCAAGCAACAACAAACAAAAAGCACACACUCUGCUUCAUCCAGAAUGCCCUCACCAAUCCACUCGAGGCAUUGAGCGCAACCGAUCCAAAGUUCAAAAUGUUCAUUGAAUCAUCAAAGAUUAACUUUGUUGAUACUGCAACUUCAAUUAAGCAACCACAACUACAACAACAAGACCACAAUCAACAACAUCAACAACCAUAUCUUGUUAAUCUUUCACAGUCCACUCCAGUUCCAUAUCUUGAGUUGGAGCCAAACAACAAUAACAACAACAGCAUCAACAAUACUAAUAAUAACGCAUCCAACCCCUCUUCUGUUGAUGUCAAUAAUAGUACGAUUAUAUCCUCAAAUGGAUUAGAAUGCUCCCAACUUAUUAAAGAUUCGUUAUUGACACAAAAUAUUAUCGGAGUUAAUGGCGGAAUCAUUAAUCAAGCACAACAACAACAAAUUCAACAACACCCAACCCAAAUAUAUUAUAAACAGCCAAUUCCAACUCAUUCACUAUACACUCCAAUCUUCAAUAAUUCUGCUGCCGAUCUCUUACCAGAAAUAUCAAACGAACCAUUACCUCUAAAUUUCUCUGGAAAUGAAAUUCCUCAACAACAACAACAACAACAACAACAACAACAACCCCCAAUGCCAAUGUAUAGUUCGACAUCAGAUUUGAACAAAUGUUUCAAUGAUAUUGCAUUGUGUAGUCCUGUGAUUACUGGUCUCUCAACCAACCCAAUAUCAAAUAUGUCUCAAAAUCCCAACCCAAACAAUCAAGCAUUGUAA
Messenger RNA from Heterostelium album PN500, 2286 nucleotides. Its product is annotated as SANT/Myb-like DNA-binding domain-containing protein. Lineage: Eukaryota; Evosea; Eumycetozoa; Acytosteliales; Acytosteliaceae. The record is from RefSeq and is a predicted model, not a curated record. The transcript is spliced from 2 exons. Bases 1 to 2286 code for a protein of 761 amino acids.